AUGGCAUCGUCCAGCCAAGUCUCAGAAGCAUCGCCCCUGCUGCGAAACGACGGCAGUUCAUCACGACCAGUUCCCUCGCCGAAGCCAGCGCGCAAUGUCACCUUCAACCCGCAGGUAUCGACAUCGAGUCCGCCGAAACGACGACCCAACUUCCCAGCGCAGUCCAGCAACUCGACGACCAACCUCGGCAGCGCAGCACUACAAACAUCGGGCCAAGACCGUCCAGGACCUCUAGCUACGCUCAACAGCAAACUACGGAGGCGGAAUAGCUCUGGCUCAGCACUCGCACUGCCUCCGUCCAAUCCAGCGUCGAAGAUUGGCCCUCAGCGAACGUCGCGCACAGCACAAAAGCUCAAACUUCUACCAAACCCAGAUGUCGCAGAAGAUGGACCAGACGAGGAGAGCGGGAGAGAAGUGUACAGCCAGUUCACGCGCAUCAAGGACCCCACAGCACGACGAGAUGCUGCAAGAUUGGGCAAAGACGACAGGGCGAAACUUCCACGCGUGACUGCCUACUGCACUGCGGGCUCGUACCGGCUGGACGACCUCAUGCGCUUCCUCAAAGGCCGGACGAAGACUAAGAACACCAAUCCUAAGCUAUUCGAUGAGUGCAUAUACUCCCCCUACACCUACCGGAAAGAGGCGCGGAACAUGGACAGGAGGCGGAGAAUGAGCGGAGAUCAGGAAGACCAGCCCGACAGUCCUCAGGCCACGAGAAUACAUUCACAACCCCAGAGACGGUUCUCAGACAGCGCAUUGGAGGUUGAGGAGAACACAGAGCAGAGGAGAGAGGACAUUAUCGACUUCAACAACGCCGAAACAUCGGCCAUUCUGGACGAAGGCGAACCCAUCGAUCGGCAAGUCUCGAUAGACGACGCGAACAUCAUUUCGGAGGCCGUGAUAGAAAGACGUGUUGAGCCUGAUCUCGACACGACAGUGCACAUACCGGAGAUUUUCCUGUUUGAAUAUGGCGUUGUUGUGCUGUGGGGCAUGUCGUUGAAGGAGGAACAGCGCUUCUUGAAGGAAAUCUCCAAGUUUGAACAGGAGAAGCUGGCAAAGGAUGAUGUGCAGACAGAGGAAUUCAACUUCUACUACACGCGGGAGUACCAAGCGCGCAUAUACAACGACUUCAUCUCGUUGAGGGAGAAGAGGAAUUACAUGACGAAGCUGGCAAUAUCGCAUGCACUGGCUCAAUCAGUGAAGACGUCCCUCUACGAAGACCUGGUCGAUGCCACCAUCUCCACCACCCAGAACAUCCCAUCGCAGAUCGCGACGACAGGUCGCAUCAACCUCACUCGGAAACAAAUCAACAUGCAGAUCGGCGAGCUCUUCAUCCUCCGAAUCAACAUUCACUUGCAGGGUUCAGUCCUGGAUGCACCGGAGCUGAUGUGGGCAGAACCACAACUUGACCCUGUAUACCAGGCAGUCCGGAGCUACCUGGAGAUGGACCAACGAGUUGCGCUACUGCAAGAGCGUGUCAGUGUGAUUGCUGAUCUGUUGGCUGUGCUCAAGGACCAGCUCAGUCAUACGCAUGGUGAAUACCUGGAGUGGAUCGUCAUUGUGCUUAUUGCCGCUGAGAUCUUCGUCGCCGGCAUCAAUAUCGUCGUCGAUCUGUAUGCUGGUGUCGAUUAG
Messenger RNA from Fulvia fulva, 1632 nucleotides. Its product is annotated as Sporulation protein RMD1. The record is from RefSeq and is a predicted model, not a curated record. Lineage: Eukaryota; Fungi; Ascomycota; Dothideomycetes; Mycosphaerellales; Mycosphaerellaceae. The transcript is spliced from 3 exons. Bases 1 to 1632 code for a protein of 543 amino acids.